AUGGCUGAAUGGUUAAAGCGUCUGACUAGUGAUUUAAUGAUCGUGUGCCGCAUGGGUUCAAACUUCAAACUCUGCGAUGCAGCUGUGGAUGCGGCGGACUGUGUUAAAAGACCACGGGUUAGAUACCCCUAUUGUCUCGAUAAAUUUGAUGCACGAGAAGGUCAUACUAUGUGCUUAGGUGCCAUACGUCAAAGACUAAUGAAUGACACAGCAAGAAAUUUGCUUGAACAUCUCCACAACGAUUUGAGAUCAUCAGUUCAUCCACCCGCAGCUAACAUGAUGCUAAUGCAAUACAACCAAGUCUUGGAAAAGGAAGCACAAAUAUGGGCAGAACAAUGUAACAUGACGCAUGACAGACCGGAUCUUCGCUUUGUAGCAGGACGAUUUGCUGUCGGGCAAAACAUUGCCAAGUCUUCAGUGUAUAACUGGACACGCAUCUUUGAACAAUGGAAAGGUGAAAAUGGAUCGUUCAAAUACGGUGGUAAGAAUAAUGCAACGGCUGUACAAGAGUUUGCACAGAUGAUUACGGCGGAGACGAGUCUUCUUGGAUGCGGAGUGAGUAAAUGUGGCACGGACUACUUUUAUGUCUGCAAUUAUGCGCCUGUAAUGAAUAACAACAACCUAGAUAAACCAUAUCUUGAAUCACAAUCGGGCAAAUGGUGUGACUCGUGUUCAAAAGUAUGUGAUAACGUCACAUCUCAUAUGUGCGAUUGUUUUGGAAAGUUCUGUAUAAACGGUGGCAGUUUGGAUCUACAAACAUGUACGUGUAAUUGUAUCCAAGGUGUUCAAUCAUACGAUCCAGAACAUUGCGAGCUAAAGUGUGACAAAGAUGGUGAUGACAAGACCCGCUGUGGAAAGCCACCGUAUGAAAAAUCAACAUGUAGCAGUAAUCCUGACACAGCGUUCCACUGUCCAUGGAUGUGUGACAUUUGCCCAUAUGCUGGCAUGAAUUAUAGCAGUGAAGGCAAGGCAUUGCUUCCUUGGGAAAGAGGUCUACCCAACUGCACAUCCACCACAUUGACACACCCAAUGUCAGGUCAAAAGGGCGUGUCUACCGCCUCCAGCAUACAAACCACUCCUUCCUCAAACCAUAACGGAACACAGUUUGGUAGCAGUCGUAAUGGCGGUUCAGAUCUCAACAACCCUGUUGUCCGAAUUAGUGUUGUUUUCAUGAUGAUAUAUUUCACGGCAGAAUGGUUCUGCAAAUUCUGAUAUUUCAUAGACAAAAGAUAUUUUGUAGAACAGUAGCGUAUGGCUAAAUGACAAACUGCAACAAUGAACUAUAUAUAAUACGUUUAUGACAAGGGCAUAUUCUGCCCAGUUAGUGUAAAUGUUUUUACUAGGAGCUUCACUGAGGUAAAAAAUCGCAGGAAAAUAUGCCUGGUUGAUGUCAUGUAAAAAAACAUCAGUGAAGUCCCCUUUAAAUUGUGAAAAACCUUUAAAAUGUUAAUUUUUGCCUGUUGCAUGUUUUGAGAUAGCUAUAUGAACGUUUACCUUGUAAAACUUUUUUAAAUAAAACU
Ruditapes philippinarum (Manila clam) is the source of this 1520-nucleotide messenger RNA. Its product is annotated as cysteine-rich venom protein-like. Lineage: Eukaryota; Metazoa; Mollusca; Bivalvia; Venerida; Veneridae. The transcript is spliced from 11 exons. Bases 1 to 1212 code for a protein of 403 amino acids. The record is from RefSeq and is a predicted model, not a curated record.